GAGGCAGCGAUGGGAGUGCGCGCGCACAGCCCCGGCGCCCUCUCUCGCCAUCCCGCUUAACGUUGGCACGAAGGAUGCGGACGAUCAUGGCAUCGGGAGCCCCCGCCAGGCCAGCCCUUGGCGGCGCGGGCCGGACGGGAGCCCCGAAACGGGUAACCUCCUUGCUCAGUUUGGUUUUGGGCAUGAACGUCUGUGCUGGAUUUACAGCUCAUCGUGUCAGAAGAUCUGGUGAAUUUGGGGAAGAGGGUCCCGACUCAGUCUUAUCAGAUUCCCCCUGGAUCAGUACUUAUGGCUCCUGCAAAAACCGAUGCUUUGAACUUGAUGAAGCAGAGCCUCCGGUGUGCCGUUGUGACAACCUGUGCAAGAGCUAUAGCAGCUGUUGUGUUGACUUUGAUGAACUAUGUUUAAAGACAGCUGGCGGUUGGGAAUGUACCAAAGAGCGCUGUGGAGAGACCAGGAAUGAAGAUCAUGCCUGCCACUGUUCAGAAGACUGUUUAGCAAGAGGAGACUGCUGUAGUAACUAUCAAGUGGUUUGCAAAGGAGACACUCCCUGGGUCAUGGAUGAUUGUGAGGAUAUUCGGACUCCAGAAUGUCCAGCAGGUUUUCUUCACCCUCCGCUGAUCAUUUUCUCUGUGGAUGGCUUCCGUGCAUCAUACAUGAAGAAAGGUGAAAAAGUGAUGCGCAAUAUUGAGAAGCUAAGAUCCUGUGGAACCCAUGCCCCCUACAUGAGACCUGUCUAUCCAACCAAAACCUUCCCAAAUUUGUACACUCUGGCAACUGGACUGUACCCUGAAUCUCAUGGAAUAAUUGGAAAUUCAAUGUAUGACCCUGUGUUUGAUGCUAUUUUUAACCUUCGAGGAAGAGAGAAAUUCAAUCAUCGAUGGUGGGGAGGUCAACCGAUAUGGAUUACUGCUGCUAAGCAAGGAGUGAAAGCUGGAACAUUCUUUUGGUCAAACGUGAUCCCUUACGAGCGUAGAAUAUUAACCAUACUGCAGUGGUUAACUAUGGCAGACAAUGAAAGGCCUUACGCUUAUGCAUUCUACUCCGACCAACCAGAUAUGGCUGGCCACAGAUAUGGUCCAUUUAGUUCUGAGGAGAGUAGUUUUGCAUCUCCUCUUACUCCAUCUAAAAGACCUAAAAGAAAAAUCAAUCCUAAGAGGAUUCUGAAAAGACGUGUUGCUCCUUCCAAGAGAAGACGAAAAGUACCUAGAAUGGAACAUUUGUCUGCGGAAUCCCGUCGGAACAAAAUGUUAGGUCCACUAAGAGAUAUUGACAAGAUCCUUGGCCAACUAAUGGAUGGACUAAAGCAGCUGAACUUACACCGAUGUGCCAACAUUAUCUUCGUGGGUGAUCAUGGAAUGGAAGAUGUUACUUGUGAAAGAACUGAAUAUUUGAGCAACUAUCUGUCCAACGUGGAUGACAUAACAUUGAUACCUGGAACUCUAGGGCGUAUUCGUGCCAAAGCUAAUAGUAAUGUUAAAUUUGACCCCAAAGCCAUUGUGGCCAAUCUCACAUGCAAGAAGCCAGACCAGCAUUUCAAACCUUACCUGAAGCAACAUCUACCCAAGCGUUUGCAUUAUGCAAACAACCGAAGAAUUGAAGAUAUUCAUUUGUUGGUGGAAAGAAGAUGGCAUGUAGCCAAGAGGCCUGGAGAUGUGUUUAAGAAAAUAACCGGGAAGUGCUAUUUUCAUGGAGAUCAUGGCUAUGACAACAAAAUCAACAGCAUGCAGACAGUCUUUCUAGGCUAUGGCCCUUCAUUUAAAUACAAGACAAAAGUACCUCCAUUUGAAAACAUUGAACUGUACAACCUUAUGUGCGAUCUCCUUGGUUUGAAGCCUGCUCCCAAUAAUGGGACACAUGGAAGCUUAAAUCACCUCCUCCGGAGCAGUACCUACAGACCCAUCAUGCCGGAGGAAGUGGCAAGGCCACUCCAUCCAGUAGCUACAACACCUUCAUCGGACUACGAUUUGGGAUGCAGCUGUGAUGAUAAGAAUAGGUUGGAUGAACUGAGUCGACGUCCUUAUAGCAAAGGAACAGAAGAAAAGCAUCUCCUUUAUGGCCGCCCAGCGGUUCUUUUUCGUAUAAAGUACAGCCUCUUGCAUCAUCAUGACUUUGAAAGUGGCUACAGCGAAACAUUCCAGAUGCCUCUGUGGACAUCUUACACUAUUUCAAAACAGGCAGAGACGUCUGGUGUCCCAGACCAGGUGAUGAAUUGCGUAAGACCUGAUUUGCGCAUUUCUCCAAGCAACAGUCAGAGUUGUACAGCAUACAGAGUGGAUAGACAAAUGUCUUACGGAUUCCUAUUUCCUCCCCAACUCAGUUCCUCGGUAGAAACAAAAUAUGAUGCUUUCCUAAUAACAAAUGUCAUUCCCAUGUAUCCUGCUUUCAAAAAGGUUUGGAAUUAUUUCCAGAGGAUUUUGGUGAAGAGAUACGCCAUUGAACGGAAUGGAGUCAAUGUGAUUAGCGGACCAAUCUUUGAUUAUGACUUCGAUGGUUUGCAUGAUACCCCAGACAAAAUCAAACUGUAUGUGGAAGGAAGUUCGAUCCCAGUUCCAACUCACUACUACAGCAUCAUCACGAGUUGUUUAGACUUCACUCAGCCUGCUGACAAGUGUGAUGGGCCUCUCUCAGUUCUGGCAUAUAUUUUCCCUCAUAGGCCUGACAAUGAUGAAAGCUGCAAUAAUUCUUCUGAAGAUGAAUCCCGGUGGGUCGAAGAGCUCUUGAAAAUGCACACAGCAAGAGUACGGGAUAUUGAACAAAUUACCGGCUUAGACUUCUAUCGGAAGACCAGUCGAAGUUACUCAGAAAUCCUUUCUUUAAAAACAUACCUGCAUACAUUUGAAAGUGAAAUUUAACUUUCUCUUAAAACUCAGCCCACCCAUCCUCUCAUGAAGUGCUGUAUAUUUUUAUAUUAUAUUUAUUAAUUUGAAACAGGACAUUAAAAUUAUUAGUGUAUUUUUAAUCUUGCAACAAAUCUUAAAAAUAUUAAAUCGGUGUCUGUUGUGUAUUGAAUCUUUAAUGUAAAA
Molecule: messenger RNA, 3026 nt
Organism: Ahaetulla prasina
Lineage: Eukaryota; Metazoa; Chordata; Lepidosauria; Squamata; Colubridae
Gene: ENPP2
Product: ectonucleotide pyrophosphatase/phosphodiesterase 2
Exons: 26
Coding region: 75-2855 (926 amino acids)
Biological process (GO): phosphatidylcholine catabolic process; immune response
Molecular function (GO): polysaccharide binding; calcium ion binding; scavenger receptor activity
Source: RefSeq, a predicted model, not a curated record